Micropterus dolomieu (smallmouth bass) is the source of this 1989-nucleotide messenger RNA. It is a transcript of the gene kcnk7, whose product is annotated as potassium channel, subfamily K, member 7. The transcript has 3 exons. The coding region runs from base 35 to 1039 and encodes 334 amino acids. Gene Ontology annotation, biological process: potassium ion transmembrane transport; stabilization of membrane potential. Gene Ontology annotation, molecular function: potassium ion leak channel activity. Lineage: Eukaryota; Metazoa; Chordata; Actinopteri; Centrarchiformes; Centrarchidae. Gene Ontology annotation, cellular component: membrane. The record is from RefSeq and is a predicted model, not a curated record.
UUGCAGUCAAGAGAAACAGCAUUCAGAACCAACAAUGGCCCAGCUUGUGUCUGCACUGGGACUGUUCUGCCAGGUUCACGCGUUUGCCUGCCUGGUUGUCUGCUACCUGCUCUUCAUCGUGCUGGGAGGUCUGGUGUUCACAGCAGUGGAGAAGCCGGUGGAGAAGGAGCUGAGGGCCGAGGUGGAGGAGCUGCGACGUUCCUUCCUGCUUGAGAACCCGUGUGUGGCGGAGAGCCGGCUGAGCGAGCUGCUGGGGAAAGCUCUCUCUGCGCACCGCAGUGAUGUAGCUGUCCUGAAGGCUGACGCUGAUGAGAGACAGUAUGAUUUCACAUCGUCACUCUACUUUGUCAUUGUCACUCUCACCACUAUGGGCUCUGACUCCUACACCCCAAAAUCGGAUGAGGCCAAGCUCUUCUGCAUCUUCUACUGCACCCUGGGGAUCCCCCUCACCCUGUUCAUCCUCACCCUCCUCUCCAACUUCCUCCUCCCUGUCGUCACCCACAUUCCAGUCUCCCACCUGCACACGUACUGGGGUUUGCCCUACACCCGGGCCGCCCUCUUGCACAUCAGCCUCCUCUCGGUGCUUGUCCUCUUCCUCCUUUUCCUCCUCCCCGCCCUCCUGGUUUGUAUGGUGGAGCCCGACUGGAGCUUCCUGGAUGCUCUUUUCUUCUGCUUUGUCAUCCUAAGCACCGUUGGACAGGGAGGAAACUCUCUGGGGAGAACCUGGGGCCCAACGGCCAAGGAGACACUCAAUCUCCUCACCACAUGUUACCUGCUGGUGGGCCUGGUGGUGAUCAUUACUUUUAAGGAUACUGUCCUGCAGGUUCCCAGGGUCUGCGCAGUGAUGAGGCUCUUCUCUGGCCUUCAGUAUGCAGAGCUGGAAUGCGCCCACAUCAGUGAGCUGACAAUGAGCGAAGACAGCUGCGAGGACGAGCCUCCGUAUUCACAGUCCAUCUGCACCAUCUCCUCCACUCCACUGGAGCUGAGCAGCCCCUGUUCAGACCGACCCGCUGUUUUCAAUUAUGCACAACCCAUUUAAAUACUUAAAUACUCUAAAUAGUCCAUAUCUGUCUGAUAUUAUCAAAUCUAUGGAGUCAAAUAUUUGCCACCAGGCAGGUUCUGAGUUUGUGUGUGCGUUGAACACAAUUUAACUGCUGCUGGAUUUAAAAUAAUGUUAUAAACACACAAAGUUAGGGGAUGCAACAUCAAAACAGUUAGCUAAAAGAGGCUAAAUGCUCUGUAGAGCUAAGAGGGGCUGCAGAAUUGGUGAUAAUUCUCUGUGUGUUUGUCACUUUGAGAGAAUUCCUUCACGCUGCGCAUAAUCAAUUGACCCCAUUGUUAAAAUAAAUCUUUUAGUGCAGCUUUAAAUUUGUUUAAAAUGUUUUUCUUCUGUUCUUCUCCCUCUCUGGUGGAGCAGAAAACAGCACCGUAGUGACUAUGUCCUAUACUUAGCUGCUACUGGUUGCUAAUUUGUUUGGUGAAUUCUUUUUAAUGUGUACUUUAAUGUGAAAAAUGAUGUCCAGUCUUUUCCUCUACUUUGCAAUUUAGGGCGUUUAUUUCCUGCGUCCUUACAGCAUCCACUUCCAAUAAAUAAUAAGUCAUAUAAAGUCAAAUAAAAAACAUAAUCCGAGCACAGUUAAAAUCUGUUUGCUCCUCUUCCUCAAUUAACAACACCUGUUUGCAUCACUACAGGAACUUAAAUAACCUGAGGCCAGCAUCGGCCUUAACUCCGCAAUCUAAUGUCAUGCCCCCUGGAGGAAAACAAAUAUGGCUCCUACAAGUGCUAUCUAUGGUCAAGAAACAUUGUCCUGUUGCUACAGAGCACGUGGAGCUGGUAUCGACACAAAAACAUGAAGCCAAACAUGAACACACUUUCCAAAUGAACCUGCUCCUCAAUCCCUAUUACCAUAACAAAACUAUUACUACAAAUAAAACCAGAUAUGUUGUUUGCCUAAUUGUCCCUAUUGCUUUACAUCAUAGUGAAACACA